This is a messenger RNA of Sporothrix schenckii 1099-18, 336 nucleotides long. RefSeq lists its product as uncharacterized. The record is from RefSeq and is a predicted model, not a curated record. The coding region runs from base 1 to 336 and encodes 111 amino acids. Lineage: Eukaryota; Fungi; Ascomycota; Sordariomycetes; Ophiostomatales; Ophiostomataceae. The transcript has a single exon.
AUGGCACAUUCAAUUACAAUACAAUUAUCUUCCAUAUACCCGGCACUUUUGAUGUACCGGGCAACAGUCGAAGUCAUCGUGAAUGUGCAGCCGCGUCUCCAUCGCCGUAGACUGUACCGAAAGGAGACUCCGGCAGCUAUCACACUGGGCCAAGAAAUCGAACGGGGCGAAAACAAGGGUCCGGAACCGUUCCAAAGGCUCACCGAAUCCAAACGUACGGCGCUCCACCGUGCCAUUGAGAAUUAUGCUCGACUCCGGUCACCCAUUCCUCCUCAUUAUUAUCGUGCUUUCCAUGUUCAGAAGCGUUUCUUGGUGGCUUUGGCUGUGUGGGUGUAG